AUGUUUACAGAGAACGGCUGUUCGUGGUUUCAGGUGUGUGACGUGGACUUCAAGGAUCUGAAGGCCUGUGUGCGGCUGGUGCUGCCUCUGCAGUGCGACACCCGGGGCUGUGACCUCACUGAGGAGGCCAUGAAGGUCCUGCUGGGUGCCUCCGGAGACAAAGUCCCCCUGCAGCAGCUGCAGGUGGUCUACGAGCUCUCUGGGGACUUUGAUCAGACCGCCCUCGCUGUGGAGCACCUCAGGUUUUUCUACGAACACAUCUGGAGGCAGUGGGAUGAGGAAGACGAAGAUGACUUUGACUACUUUGUUCGUUGUGUGGAGCCUCGUCUCAGGCUAUAUUACGACAUCUUGGAGGACAGAGUGCCAGCCGGCCUGGUGGCAGAGUACCAGUCCUUGCUGCAGAGCUGCUCCCAGUGCUUCCAGCAGUUCACCGUGCUGCGCAGCGGCCUCAGCACCGACUCGGACUCAGAGCUGGACAACGUGUCCAUGGUGGAGGGCCUACAGCUUUACGACCAGCUCGAGACGCUCAGACGCAAGCUGCACAUCUUCGAGAACCCCCUGCUGAGGUGAGAC
Notothenia coriiceps (black rockcod) is the source of this 573-nucleotide messenger RNA. Its product is annotated as SHC SH2 domain-binding protein 1-like. Bases 1 to 570 code for a protein of 189 amino acids. Lineage: Eukaryota; Metazoa; Chordata; Actinopteri; Perciformes; Nototheniidae. The transcript has 3 exons. Gene Ontology annotation, biological process: fibroblast growth factor receptor signaling pathway. The record is from RefSeq and is a predicted model, not a curated record.